AUGGCAAGCAGUCCUCCACUAACUUGUACAAGUGGCCAUUCAUGGUCCUACGACAAUGGGCUUGCCCAGGGAGCUGGACUGGAAUCACAUGGUGGAUCCACAUUCUGUGCCAUUGCCUCUAUCUGUCUGAUGGGGAAGUUGCAAGAGGUCUUCUCCGAAAAGGAGCUAAAUAGAAUAAGACGGUGGUGCAUAAUGAGGCAACAGAACGGUUUCCAUGGUAGACCCAAUAAACCUGUAGACACCUGUUAUUCAUUCUGGGUCGGUGCAACCCUAAAGCUUCUACAGAUUUUUCAGUAUACGAAUUUUGAGAAAAAUCGAAACUACAUUUUGUCAACUCAAGACCGUUUAGUGGGAGGAUUUGCAAAAUGGCCGGAUAGUCAUCCAGAUGCUCUACAUGCAUACUUCGGAGUUUGCGGCCUUUCCUUGAUUGGGGAGUCUGGUGUUUGCAAAGUACACCCUGCCUUGAACAUGAGUAUUAGGGCUUUUCAACAUCUUCAGCACCUGCACCAGACAGCAGAAGCAGACGGAUUGGAGCAGCAUUCAGAAUCUGUGCCUUACUGCACAUGACAAACAUAGCAGCAGAAAUGUAAAACUGAACCUAGGUAAAAUACUAUAGCCCAAGGAAAAAGCCAUGUUAUUAGGAAAAGGUCUUGCUUGAAUGCUGGAGUUUAAUAUUAAAAAGACAGCAGUAUAGAAUGUUCCUUUUAAAGAUUAUUGGUCAGUUACUAGACCAUUCGCUGUUCGAUCUGAAUUCUGGUAAUACAUUGAAGAAGUGUUUUAAGUGAAUGGAUGUUUGUCUAUAUUCAUUAGGAAAUAAUUUAUACUAAUUUUCUAACGAUUUUGAGCAUUUAAUAAAUAAAACACAUCUACCUGUGACUGUCUUA
This is a messenger RNA of Callorhinchus milii (elephant shark), 884 nucleotides long. RefSeq names its product protein geranylgeranyltransferase type I, beta subunit (gene pggt1b). The coding region runs from base 1 to 567 and encodes 188 amino acids. Gene Ontology annotation, biological process: protein geranylgeranylation. Gene Ontology annotation, molecular function: CAAX-protein geranylgeranyltransferase activity. The transcript is spliced from 6 exons. Lineage: Eukaryota; Metazoa; Chordata; Chondrichthyes; Chimaeriformes; Callorhinchidae. Gene Ontology annotation, cellular component: CAAX-protein geranylgeranyltransferase complex. The record is from RefSeq and is a predicted model, not a curated record.